UCUCUCUCUCUCUCUAUAUAUAUAUACAUAUAUAUCACUCUCAAUUUCGAACACAAAUUGGUGAUAAUUGGCCUUAUUUUCUCCAGACAAACACCAAAGCAAGAGGAAACAUUGAAGAUCGAAUCGCACAAAACUUGCCAUCGCCACCUAAAUUACUGAGUUUGAAGAGUGAAAAAAAAAAAAAGAAGAAGAAGAAGAAGAAGAAGAUUGCAAGACUUUCCUUUUCACACCUUUUCUCAUAGGCCACACACACAGGGCAUAAGAUGAAUGUUCCUUGUUCGUUGGUAUUAUAAUUGUUCUGGACUUGAGAUUCAGUCAAAAUUAAGGUUAGUCAUCCAUUUUGGUUUCUCAAUGGAUCUGAUUUUCAGAAUGUCCUGUAUAUAAUCUGUUCCAACUUGGAGGAGUUGAUGAAUUAGAUAUGUGGGCUUUUCUUGUCUUAAUUCUGAGGCAGGCCAUCUCAAUGUCUGUAAUCAUAUGAACUUUUCCUCUUCAAUAUUGGUGGAAGUUGGAACAAGAUGGCAGUUUCCAUGCAAGAACCAAAUCAAGAGAACCAAGCUGACAGGUACCCUUUGCUUAUGGAGCCGCAGGAAAAUAAUGAAAAUCAGGUUCAUUUUAUUGACAUAGAACGGGGUUGUGAUGCUUCCUCAUCAGGCUCAUCUCAUAAUGGUUCUCCUUGUGGCUCAACUCUGCCCCAUCAUGAAGAUAGACUGUCAAAUAGUGUUCGGGUGGUUCCUAUUACCCAAUCUACUUCAUCAUCGUCGAAUGAAUCAAACUCUAGGAACUCUUCAGUUACAAGAAGAGGGGAAGGGUCUGGCCGUCGUCAUUGGAGCCCAUUUAACACCGUCUUAUGGCUUUCGGUUGAGCUAGUGUUCACUGUAGGCCAAAUUAUUGCAGCCAUUAUUGUUUUGUCUGUCUCAGGACAUGAGAACCCACAAACUCCAUUGUUUGCUUGGAUUGUGGGUUAUGCAGUUGGGUGUGCCGCAAGCGUUCCCCUCCUUUUUUGGCGUUAUCUUAACCGCAACCAGGGUACUGAACAAGGGUCAACUCAAUUGCGUCAAGAUUCUUCCCAGGGAAACUCUACAUCAGAACCUAAUUCUUACAUUACUAUCUCAUUAACUCGGGCCUCAGAAGAGGAAGAUGGCCAGAAUACAUCUUCAGGCACUAGGACUGGUCAAAUAAUGGGAGCUCCAAAUGCUAGGUUAAAUGCCCUGAUGGACCACUUAAAGAUGGCCUUGGAUUGCUUCUUUGCAGUAUGGUUUGUUGUUGGCAAUGUAUGGAUCUUUGGUGGGAAUUCAUCUUUUUCUGAUGCUCCCAAUUUGUACAGAUUAUGUAUAGUGUUUCUUACAUUUAGCUGUAUUGGGUAUGCUAUGCCCUUCAUUUUAUGCUCAGUGAUUUGCUGCUGCUUGCCCUGUGUUAUUUCAUUCUUGGGUGUCCGUGAUGACAUGAAUCGAAUGAGAGGGGCUUCUGAAGAAACUAUUAAUGCUCUGCCAACACACAAAUUCAAGUUAAAGGAUAAAGGUAGUCGCAGCAACUGUGACAGUAAUCCAGGAGUUGAUGAAGGUGGUUUUGUGGCCGCAGGAACGGAAAGAGAGCGUGUAAUCUCAGGGGAAGAUGCUGUGUGUUGCAUUUGCUUGGCGAGAUACGCAGAUAAUGAUGAGUUGAGAGAGUUGCCUUGCUCUCAUUUCUUCCAUACAGAGUGCGUAGAUAAAUGGCUGAAGAUCAAUGCAUCCUGUCCCCUCUGUAAAUUUGAGAUUGGUGACAGCAAUGGAAAUUCAUCAUCUACAGGAGAACCCAGCCAGCAAGUGUGAAGUAUCAGGGGAUUGAAGUUACACGGUACACUAAAUGUGAUCAUAUCAUGGGAUCAACUUGCUCUUUUAGUGGGAACACUUCAUCUUAAAUUGAACCUUGCCCCCCUUUGUUGCCACUGAAUCCGGGAUGUACAAUUUGAGUCAAAUCAAUAAUCUUGUGAAGCUUGUAUAAUAUUAUUUUCAAUUUCAAUUAUUCACAUCAAAUUUUAAGUUGGAAGGCUGUGCA
This is a messenger RNA of Camellia sinensis, 2034 nucleotides long. The record is from RefSeq and is a predicted model, not a curated record. Lineage: Eukaryota; Viridiplantae; Streptophyta; Magnoliopsida; Ericales; Theaceae.